This is a messenger RNA of Gekko japonicus, 2604 nucleotides long. RefSeq names its product SKI family transcriptional corepressor 1 (gene SKOR1). The transcript has 10 exons. Gene Ontology annotation, molecular function: SMAD binding; DNA-binding transcription factor activity, RNA polymerase II-specific; RNA polymerase II cis-regulatory region sequence-specific DNA binding. NCBI's taxonomy places the organism in Eukaryota, Metazoa, Chordata, Lepidosauria, Squamata, Gekkonidae. Gene Ontology annotation, cellular component: transcription regulator complex; nucleus. The record is from RefSeq and is a predicted model, not a curated record. The coding region runs from base 1 to 2604 and encodes 867 amino acids. Gene Ontology annotation, biological process: negative regulation of BMP signaling pathway; negative regulation of transcription by RNA polymerase II.
AUGCGUUGGAGGGUGGAGGCGAGUGGGAAAGCCACAGAGCUGUUGGCCUCUGUUGGCCUCUUGGCCCUUGCGCGGCCGGGCUGGGGCAGGAGUCCGGCGGCGGCGGGGGCGGCCAUGGAGUCGCUGUCGGCCGCCAGUCAGCUGGGUCCUGGGCGCGACUCGGGCUCCUCCUCCUCCUCUUCGUCCUCCUCCUCCUCCUCGUCGUCGGCGGCGGCCUCGCCCCACUCGAAGCAGGAGCUGCAGCCGUACGCGGGCGGCGUCGGCGGCCCGCUGAAGCCCAACCAGGUGGGGGAGACGUCGCUGUACGGGGUGCCCAUCGUCUCGCUGGUGAUCGACGGGCAGGAGCGGCUGUGCCUGGCGCAGAUCUCCAACACGCUGCUGAAGAACUACAGCUACAAUGAGAUCCACAACCGGCGGGUGGCGCUGGGCAUCACGUGCGUGCAGUGCACCCCGGUGCAGCUGGAGAUCCUGCGGCGGGCGGGCGCCAUGCCCAUCUCCUCGCGCCGCUGCGGCAUGAUCACCAAGCGGGAGGCCGAGCGGCUCUGCAAGUCCUUCCUGGGCGAGCACAAGCCGCCCAAGCUGCCGGAGAACUUCGCCUUCGACGUGGUGCACGAGUGCGCCUGGGGCUCGCGCGGCUCCUUCAUCCCGGCCCGCUACAACAGCUCCCGCGCCAAGUGCAUCAAGUGCGGCUACUGCAGCAUGUACUUCUCGCCCAACAAGUUCAUCUUCCACUCCCACCGCACCCCGGAGGCCAAGUACACGCAGCCCGACGCCGCCAACUUCAACUCCUGGCGCCGCCACCUCAAGCUCAGCGACAAGACGGCCACCGACGACCUCAGCCACGCCUGGGAGGACGUCAAGGCCAUGUUCAACGGCGGCACCCGCAAGCGGACCUUCUCCCUCCACGGCCACGGGCCCGGCGGCGCCUCCUCCUCCUCCGCGGCGGGCAAGGGCGCCCUCCACCCGCCGCCCCCCUCCUCCUCCUCCUCCGCUGCCGCCCACGAGCUGGCGCCCGUCCACAAGAGCCUGCGCUGCGGCGGCGCCGAGGAGCAGCCCGGGGAGCGCGUCGGCCUCGCCUUGCCCUCCGGAGCCCACGGACCCGCCGCUGUGCGCAGCUACCCGGUCAUCCCGGUGCCCAGCAAGGGCUUCGGGAUGCUGCAGAAACUGCCGCCCCCCCUCUUCCCGCCCCCCUACGGCUUCCCGGCCGCCGCCUUCGGCCUCUGCCCCAAGAAGCAGGACGAGACGCUGGGGGGCGGCGGGGGCGAGCCGGGCAAAGGCGGCGGCGGGGGGCUUCCCCCGGGCAUCGCCACCCCCCAGGAGGGCUCCGGAUCGGGCGGCCCGGAGGGCGGCGAGCGCUGCCCCAGCGCCCUGUCCCGGGCGGCAGGCGGCGAGGAGGAGCGCUCGGGGGACGAGGCCCUGCUGGCGCCGCUGCCCCUGCCGCGGAAGGGCAGCUACCUGUCGGCCUUCCGCCCGGUGGUGAAGGACGCGGAGAGCAUCGCCAAGCUCUACGGGACCCGCGAGGCCUACGCCGCCCUCCCGCCCCGCGCCGGCCCUCCCGGCUACCUCUCCCCGGACUUCCUCAGCGAGGGCAGCUCCAGCUACCGCUCCCUCUCGCCCGGCGGCAACGACACGGUCGACGAGCCCGAGGUCGACGUCGAGUCCAACCGCUUCCCCGACGACGAGGACGACGACGAGGAGGAAGAGGCUCCAGCCGAGGAAGGCCAGGAGGGGACCCUUCUCCAGCUACCGCUCCCUCUCGCCCGGCGGCAACGACACCGUCGACGAGCCCGAGGUCGACGUCGAGUGUACCCCCAAGAAAGAGACGACCACCCCCAGGCUCUGAAGCCCAGCGCCCCCCUGGGCCCCCAGACAACCGCUUACCUCUGCACCCCCGAGAGGAACGAAGCAGAUAAGGAAGACAAUCAGCCCGCCGGCGAGGAUUUGGAGAAUAAGAAAUCCUAUCACGACCAAAGGACCGCCUCGCAGGCCAGCCCGGCCCACCCCGACCGAGGGCCGGAUCCCGAGCUCGCUUCCUCGGAAGAAACUCCCUCCGAGUCGUUCGAUGGGGCUUUCUCCUGGGGAAACACCUCUGUAGGCUUCCGGCCUCUUUCAGGGCAACGAGGGCUGCAGACCUGCGCGGGUUUACCCGGGAAUGAGUUGCAAAAACUCCUCUUGGAGCAAAUGGAACUCAGGAAGAAAUUGGAAAGAGAUUUCCAGAGUCUCAAAGAUAACUUCCAAGACCAGAUGAAGAGGGAGCUCGCUUACCGUGAGGAAAUGGUUCAACAGCUGCAGAUCGUGCGGGACACCCUGUGCAACGAACUGGACCAGGAGAGGAAAGCGCGCUACGCCAUUCAGCAGAAGCUAAAAGCCCUUUCACACGAACUCAAGGGGAACAAGCGAGUCGUGGCCGCUCCGUCAGGGCUCCUUUCCGCCGUCGGUUCCCAAGCGCCACAGCAAUUCUCUCUCGGGCCACCAGAGGGCGCAAGAGCCAGCGACGUCCAGCCUUCGAGGAGCAUUUCCGUCCAGGGCCGGCAGCUGCUGGGGAGAAAGAACGAAGUGGUCCCGCCAGAUGCCGGCCUGCCAGCCCCAGCGCUGCGUCUCUGA